Molecule: messenger RNA, 5416 nt
Organism: Acanthoscelides obtectus
Lineage: Eukaryota; Metazoa; Arthropoda; Insecta; Coleoptera; Chrysomelidae
Source: the annotation of a GenBank genome assembly
GGCGUUUAACGUGACACAAGUCCCACCCCCUGGAUAAUCAAAUCAUCCAGGAGCGAGAGAGACAGACGGCGCUUUAUAAACGGGUUAGAGCAGGACAGAAAUAAGCUCGUGGCUCCUGCAUCGCUCGGUUAUUUCGUAACGGGAGUAGUUUGAUUCAGUGAUUCGUGGUGAGAACAUGUUCGACGUGUGUUAGGAAGAUAGUCUCGUAGAAAAACGAAUUUUCACCCGUAAUAGGUGUUAAAUGCAAUAGGAGGACAUAGUAUUGUGAUUUUUGUGGAUCAAACAAUUUGCAAAGACUUUUUGGUGUAAAGACGAAAAUAUAUUGAAAUAAACUGAAGAAACUGUUAAACACGAAAGACGCUUGGAAGAAGAUGUGGAGAAGCUGAAAUCCUGAGAGAAGAAGAAAGUAGAGAGUCGUGUGUUGCGAAGAUAUAAGAAGAAACUGGAAGAGAUUUCUAAACAGCAAACUCUAGAAGGUUAAGAAAAUAGAGCUUCGAACAAUAUUAGAAAUAGAAAAAAACAAGAGCUUUGUAUUUGUUUAGUAUUUCAGUGUUAAUGUUUGUUGUAACGGAAACCUGAGGCACACAACGUUGGCAAAAUGAAGCUGAGCUAUACAUAACUCAAUUAUUGUAAACCCUAGAAGACAUACAUAAGAACGCUGCAACUUUGAACGAGCAUUUGAAGCUUCGAACGUCAGCUGUACUAGAUACAAUCACAUGAAAGACUGAUAAACUUGAGAUCGCGUAGUGUUCGCCAAGAUCAAGUAGAACACAAGUUCUUUGCUAUUUUCGAUAUUUGUGACUGAACAAGGACUUUUUUGGUUUUCGGGAUGGAUGAAGAGCUGAGUCAGCAUAGUUUGAAGGAGAGAAGUACGACAAUGACGCCGUUUUCCAUAAACGAUAUUUUGAGUAGGAAAGAAGAUAGUAGAGAUGGAGACAGUGACGUGCAGGAAUCUGCGCUUGAUAUGUCCAAGGCUUACAAAGGAUGUGAAGGAUCGCCCUCCCCAUCGACCUCCCACCGCCACGCCGACCCAUCCGACGUCGACCAAUCAGCGUGCAGCUCCACGCCAGGCGGCGUUGCCACGUGCGCUACAGGAGGACGCAAGAAACGUUCCCGAGCUGCGUUCACGCAUGCCCAGGUGUUCGAGUUGGAGCGACGGUUCAGUCAGCAGCGCUACCUGAGCGGGCCGGAGAGGGCUGACCUGGCACAGGCGUUGAAGUUGACAGAGACGCAGGUCAAAAUUUGGUACCAGAAUCGGAGGAUACAAAACGAAGCGAAAGCAGCUCCAGAUGCAAGAAUCAAGCAUGCUGAACCAAAAUGCCAAGCGCGUAGCUGUCAAAGUCCUCGUCAAAGACGACAUGCCCCUAUUCCUGCAUCAAAAAUCGCCCAUCUACCAGAAAAAUUUCUACGCUGAACAGCCGAAAAGCGAGUUUUUCGUAUACGAUCAACUCAAUAAGAGUAUAGCUCAAAAAUACCCCAAAACUAUCCAGGAGUCCAUGUUAAGUUUUUGUCAACAGUAUUCGAACUCGAUGCAAUUGUUUCCCUAUUUUAAUUAUUAUCACCCCUCGCUUGUCGGGGGGUUGUCGAGUCAUACUUCAGAUGAAGACAUUAAUGUAGAAAGUAGAGAUUCUCCUGAACAGAAUUAGGGCUGUAGUUACGUUUAAGUUUCAUUGUUACGUCAGGGCUUUCGUUUCUUUAUGAAGAUUCAGUUAACUAAAUACAGUGAUGAGCGCUUGUGCGUAUACUUUAAUUGUCUACAUUUUAUGUAGACAAUGCGUAUACAACGUAUACACAGGGUAUACAAUGGAAGUCAUGAGUCUACAAUGUAUACAAUAGUGUAGAUAAUGUAUAGAAUAAAAUAAGUGGGGUUAGGUUUAUUCGCAAACGUCAUAACAGUGAACCGGUAAAUAUAAAGACAAUAUGGUUAAGCACGCUAAAAAAUAAGGAAAUUCGUCUUAUUUAGUCUUGAAGAAAGUAUUCCGUCGAAUGCUGUAUCUUUAAAAAAUGUGUCUAAUUCAAUUACAUGUCGCUUGAAAUCGUACAGGAAAGUUAACGUUUGUCGUAUCGUAAUAUGCGGCUACCGGCUCCCUAUUUUAACAAUUUCUACUUGCCUAACAGAAACACAUAUCAAAUCAGAAGGUACUUGAGAAAAAUUAGUAAGAAAGCAUGUGUGUUACUCCUUACGAAUGGACGAUAACGCCAUUACCAUUGCCAAUCUAAAUAUUCACGAUGUUGACGACUCUGAAUAGAAUGCAUUUUGUUAUGUUGGAGUUCAUUUGAAACUAUAACUUUGUAUAAAAUGUAAUAUACUUAUGCAAGCGACCUAAUUAAACUAAUAUUUGCUAUUGUAUACAUUGUUUACAUUGUCUACAUGAAUAUCAAGACGUUUACAAUUACAAUUGUAAACGCAUAGGUAUUCAAUGGUGUAUUUUACAUGAUGUAUACAAUCACUAAGUAGACGAGGCGAAGACCUUGCAUUCCUAAGAGAAAUUUUGCCCCUUAACAUGAAUGCAGAGGUUUCCAGGGAGUAACCUGGUGCAAGAUUGUUUAACCAAUUUUUUUAAGCAAAUUCAAGGGUCGAUCUUGAAGAUUUAUUUUUUGGCCCCAUAUGAUGAACUUAAAAUUACUCGUUGUGCUGGGGAGGGGGGGCUUAGGAUUCAUGUUUUGCAAAUUGUGCGUCUCGGGGAGGAGGGGGAGAUUGGCGAUUGAAAAUUGAAGAGCAGGAGGAUCAGACGAUCUAAAAUUGAAAAACAGUGGGGGUAUGCAAUUUGAAAAGCGCCUUCGAUUUUUUUCUUAAUAUAGUCCGGCAAUAUCUUCUCAUUUGAUGGGGAAAAUAUUCUGAUUCGGAAGGCACUUUUCUAAUGACGCAAAUUUGGGCCUGGCAACGGAUAUUUCGGAGAGGAGUUAAGGGGGACUCUGAGGACAUCCCCUGGAUCUGCCCUUGGACUUCCUCUGCGAACAAGUAGGGAAUCACGUGGCACAUAGUCUUAGAAGUCCAUGUCUUUCUGGCCAAAUGAAGUCACAUACCUACGUAGAAAUUACUAUUUACUGACGUUUCGGACAUCGCAGUGUAAUUCUUCAAAGUACGAAAUGACAAUACGUAUUCUGAAAGUUGACCAGAAAAAGAGAAUUCUACCAGCAUGAAAACAACAGGAUAAAAUGCAUUGCCCAUAACAUUAUUGACAAUUAAUUAACGAUUGGAAUACAUUCUUAGAGCUUUUCAGACCUAUAACUCGAUAACGGUCAGCCUUAGAGAAUAGUAGGAUAGUCCUAAGAUCCUUGACUAGCGUAUUCUACCUGAAGAUAUCCAACCUAAUACUAUACUCGCGCAUCCAAAAAAUUAUCCGAGAUGGAAUGAGAUAUUGUAGCGUCAUUAAUUACACUAAUGGAAUAAAUUAGAGUUAAAAUGUUUUUCCGAAUUCUUAGUAACUGUUCAGCAUGUUCAGUGAAAAAUGGUCAUAUUAAGGCUUAAAAAACAUCUUGAAGCUCCAUCCUUCUGAUUUUAAUAUAUUUUAGUAAAACAUUUUCACGUGAUUUUAACAAAUAGCGUGAGAAAAAACUUCACUAAUUUUUCUCUUCUUUUCUCAAGUCUUCAGGCUUGGAAACAUAAUUCCAACUGUAUGAUGGUAUGGACUGGAUAGCUUUUCUAUUCAGCUUCCAUUUACUUAUUUUAACAUAAAACCUCUUUAGCUAAAAUGCCGAACAAUAAAUCAAAAACCCUUUUGCCUUUGAUUGACCAUAUCUCAACAGCCAAUCGUCGCACAGCAAAUCUAAGGACGGUUCUGGAAACGAGAAUAAACUACAAGGGUCUGCUGUGAUCUCAAAGAAAAAUAUUUUCAUCUGUGUCAUACAUUUUAAAAUACAAGAAAAUAUUGUAAUUUAUGAUUUUUCAGAACACCAACAGCUAAAUUUCAAAUCUUCAUGAAAUGACUAUUGUUGAGUGUGACUUUUACAAUUGAAUAUACCAUCAAAAAACAUGCGACGUUCCAUUACGAUCUAACGAACCGCUUCCUUGUUGCAAAUGGUAAUUUUUUUUAAGAAUUGAAAGGAUUACGUUUUUGAAAAUGUUAAUGCCAUGGUUAAAAUGAAAACAAAAAAUGUUCCCUCAAAUCCCAUUAAAAUUUACCAAAAAAUUUUAAAAUUUUUGUUUUGUAGUGGCUUUCAAAACUUGGUGUUGGUGUGAGUGUGUCUGAGAAUUUGUCACAGCAAUGAGUCUCCUCUCCGGAAUAAUUAGAAAUUUAUGUUGAAAAGGUUGAUAUCUCAUAGUUGGCGCUGUAGCUAACUAUAUAUUAGCAUAGAGCUACAGCGCCAUCUAUGGGACACUAACCUUUCCAAAUUAAAUUUCUACUUAUAUCGUAGAAGGUAAACUUUGAUAUCGGAAAAUUAUUCGGACUCGCGAAGAUAGUAUUAGGUUGGCAGUCUUCAAGUAAAAUAUAUUAGGCAUUGCUAAGCGCCUGUUUUGUUCAGAAUGACACAAGGAAUUUAAGAAACAAGCUUUGUUAGGAGCGAACAAAUCAAAGCUUUUAAUGAAACAUAUUUAAACGAAGUUCAACUAGAUCACCUUCCAGCAACCUCUUGAUAUAUGUCAAGGGGCAACCAACAAACGACAUUAUGACCAGAAAUCGAGCCAGAAAGCUUUUUACACGAAUGCGAGGUACUUGCCUCGUGUGAAAACACCUUUUUUAAAACUAAACUGAGUCAAGAGACAUACCUGUCCAUAGUUAUUUGAUUUUAUUAAGUAACAUAUACGAAAGCGAGUGGGUACAGAAAAUGGACAAUAGCCGUACUGACUUUUCAUUUUGAAGAUUGGACGAUACUAUGCGUGAAAAGAGGAAUGGAAAAAUAUACUAUUUUCAUUAAAUUUGAAAUAAGUAGGUAUCUAAGUUUUAUUGAAGGCGCGAGAGUAGACUGCUUAAAUUGAACUUAUAUAUUUUUGUCCACAAAAGCCUUCUGCCCAACAGAGUGUUUCCGGUGGAGGUAUAGAAACUCAAGCGAUGAUACUUUGAAUUAUUCCGGAAUAAUUUGGUCAUUCUCAACAUUUAUUGUUCACGAAUUAGAUAUUUUGUAAAAAUUUGGUUCGUCCUGAAUAUUAGAGACAAAACGGCCUAAGGGCAAAAUAGUCUUAGGUGAAUGUCACACGAUCAAUAUUUACUGUGGUUCAUACCAUAAUCGGUAUUUACUGAUGAUUCAGUCAAAGACUGUGGAUUUUUAUGUAACCUUAUAAGGGUGGAUAUACGGUAUUUACAUUUUCAGUUUCAACCAGGGUUUUAAUUAAUAAAAAUACCGCAAGGCUAUAUAAAGUGAUAUACCGUUGAUUAACGUAUUCUACCUGAGGAUGGCCAACCUAACUAACUAUAUUCGUACGUACAAAAAGUUAUCCGAGAUGCAAUGAGAUACCGCGACAUACAGCGUGUUA